CCGUCUAAAAUUAUAAAACAUAAGAAAACGAAUACUUCUACAAUAUCUAAACAAAAUGGAAUUUCUCAAAUCCUUUACAACUAUUAUCUUUGUAAUGUUUCUGGCCAUGAGCGCUCUAGAGACCGUACCUAUGGUUCGAUCUCAACAAUGCCUAGACAAUUUGAGCAAUAUGCAGGUGUGUGCGCCGCUGGUUCUGCCUGGUGCAGUCAAUCCAGCCCCGAAUUCAAAUUGCUGCAUCGCUCUCCAAGCAACUAACAAAGAUUGUAUAUGUAACGCCCUUCGAGCAGCCACCACAUUUACCACUACUUGCAACCUCCCCUCUUUAGAUUGUGGUAUAACCAUAUGAGUGGUUUCAGCAACGGUCAGUUCCGAGGAUUUGGGGAGUUUGGUCUGCAAAAGACAACGAGAAUAAAAUAAAAGUAUUAAAAUAACGAGAAAGUGUGUGUGUUUUUUUUUAAUUUGGUCUGUUGUUCGGUUGGUUCAAUAACCCAUCUAUUAAUAUCGUUUUCAUAUUUAUUAUGGUACUAUUUUAAAAUAAUUGCAUCAUCAUAGA
Brassica oleracea var. oleracea is the source of this 553-nucleotide messenger RNA. Its product is annotated as tapetum-specific protein A9. The record is from RefSeq and is a predicted model, not a curated record. The transcript has 2 exons. NCBI's taxonomy places the organism in Eukaryota, Viridiplantae, Streptophyta, Magnoliopsida, Brassicales, Brassicaceae. Bases 56 to 346 code for a protein of 96 amino acids.